Peronospora farinosa is the source of this 2487-nucleotide messenger RNA. Lineage: Eukaryota; Oomycota; Peronosporomycetes; Peronosporales; Peronosporaceae. The record is from the annotation of a GenBank genome assembly.
AUGGCACACUUUACGCCAAAUGGAGAUACAGCACAGGACGAGCAUUGCGUGGAUAUGGACAAUCAAGUUCGCUCGCAUCUGGGAGUGGCGGGACAUAGCAGCGGCUCUAGCCCAAGACCGUAUCACGACGAACUGGAUGACGGGCCAUUUGCCCCUAGCUCUGUGAGUGAUGAGGAAGACAGGAACAGGAGAAGGUUACAGAGACGCAUGAAAAUCGAAGCCAUGCGUGCUAGAUUGUUAGCGAAAAGUCAGCACCGAGCAAGAACUCGCAGAAAAAUGGGCAUCUUCAUUGUGUGCAUGGGCGUCACGCUCACCGUCUUCGUAGCUGCAGCAAUAUUAGUUGCCCAUGUAGGCGUGGAGAUUCAGAGCAGCUGGUUUGGCAGUACUACGAACACAACUUUGAACAGCAGGAAGGAUGAAGGUGAAAGUACAAUGAAGACCGCUUCCGGCAGGUUAGGGUCGGAGGCAGAUUCUUUGCGCUUGACCCGUUCUGGUACGACAGUGCUUGACGAUUUAGCAUCGCGAGCUGGUUUAGAUGAUGAUGCACCGUGGUCGUCGUCUGGAUUAAACGAUAGAGACAGUGUGUUUUGCGACGCGUUCACGUAUAUUCACUGCAUCCUGAUGGUGUUGUCGCUAUGGAUGUCUCUCGUAGUUGUGAUCAUGCACGUAACUUUCCGAAGUUUUCGAACGUACUCGCACCCAUUCAUGUUGGAAUUGAGUUGUGUACAGUGCGGAUACUGGCUAACAUCUCUGCUCCGUGUGAUACUCGAGACGUUGGCGUUGUCCAACCUGGCCUAUCUUUCCUUUUGUAUGUUCGAGUGUUUUUUCGACUUUGCUCAAAUCUCGUUCACAUGCGCCAUCGCGUUCAACAUGUAUCGAUCUGUGGUGUCAUACGCGGACGUGCUGAUGGACACUCAGAGCGCUACGCGUCGAUAUCACAGGUACACGAUGAAUGUGUUACUUCUGUCGGUAAUGGCAGCAGUGGCACUGGCGCUAGUGGGUUACCGGUCUAAGAACACGUAUGAUUAUCACGCAGAGAAUAUUCUGAACGAGGAUAUCUUUUCACCGUGCCUCUACCCGACUUGCCGACUCAUCUUGUACGUGUACUACCCACUAUUGGCUUUCGGCUUCAAUUUCAUUUUCUACGUGCGUUUUAAACGUACAAUCGGUAAAUCGUACCCGACAUCAGCGACCAGCAGGCUAAAUAAGGUGGUGCGAUCGUACCUGAUUGUCUUCUUUGUGUGCUGGGGAAGUCUCAUCAUUUUAACAGCGCUAAAGGUUGUAGACUUGGUAAAUGUUCCUAUUAUGGCAUCAUUCGUGAUGCAGUCGAUAUUUGACAUCUUGGGUGUUUGCACUGCCGUGAUCACCUUUACGAACUUUCAUCGGUGUAGGGAGGCGUUCGAUUUUGGAUUGUCGCUAAAAGCCAUUGAUCCAAAUAGUAUCGAGUUUGACGACCCGGUAAAUAUUAUUGGUGAAGGCACGUUUGCCAUCGUGCUAAAGGGAAGGUGGCGGCAAGGAGGACAUAUCGACAGCUCUGUGCCACGGUCGGUAGAGGUAGCUGUGAAGGCAUUCAAGCACGCACAGAUGGAAUGCUUGGAGCACAUUAAGGAGGAGGCAUAUCUGUCGUCAAAGUUGGUGCACCCAUGUGUGAUGAUGACCUAUGGUUGUUACACUAGCGGCAUCAAUCUCUACAUUGUGUACGAGUAUCUUGGCGGAGGUACGCUUCAAGACGCGAUCGAUGCCAACCAAAAGACGCCAUUUACGUACGAGCGAGGGUUGCGUUAUGCGCACAUGAUUGCUGUGGGCAUGCGCUUUUUGCAUGGCCUGCCGGUGCCUAUUGUGCAUCGUGAUCUCAAGCCGCUGAAUUGUAUUUUUGAUUCAGAACAGGAAAUACUGAAGGUUGCCGAUUUCGGCGAAUCUCGGUUGCUGCGUACUCGUGACGUCGUGGCUCCUCGGCCUAGUUCUUUUCCCUCGCCCGACGUCACAAUUCAAAUGACGACCAACAUCGGAAGUGCGUGUUGGGCUGCGCCCGAGGUGUUAAAGGACGUGGCCACGUCGGAGUAUUCUGUGAAGAUCGACGUUUACAGCUUCGGUAUCAUUUGCUGGCAGUUGUAUACUUGUGCUGUGCCGUAUGCCGACAUCCCUGGAAGUGUUCUGGCAGUAGCUGAGGCAGUGCUAAGUGGAGUGCGACCGGCAAUUCCGCGAGAAUGCCCUCGUUUAUUUACCAAAAUUAUGAGGCGCUGCUGGCACAAUGAUCCAUUACGACGUCCAAGCUUCGAGGACAUCGUGCAGCUGCUGGAGAUCGAGCUUACGGAGGAGCGGCGUCGGCAGGUGAUGCGUGCUCAUGGCAGGGGCACUGACCCGGUUAUUGAACAACCCACUCAUGACAGCGAUUUUGACGGUACAGGUCGUACCAACAUAGCACUAGUGAGCGAUGAAGAGCGUGUGAAUAGAGAGGUGUGCUCGCCUCGAUCAAUAAACAUAUAA